AUGAGCUACACCAACGAAAAACCGACCAAGCUGAGCACCCAUAGGGCCAUACUCCGUGGGCCCAGUCAUGGUCUCGCAGUCUAUGCGAAGCCGCGUAACCUGGUGUACGAAGGGAAGCUCAUCGAAGUUGAGUACUAUCCCAAUCUCCAAUAUGUUGCGGUGUCGUAUGCUUGGGAUCCAAGUAGUGAGUGGGUCCAAUGGUUUGGUCGAAAGGUCACAACGCAGGCGCUGCACAUUGUCGAUCACCCGUCGCACGAAGCUGCCCAUUUGGAUUGA
Molecule: messenger RNA, 276 nt
Organism: Pleurotus ostreatus (oyster mushroom)
Lineage: Eukaryota; Fungi; Basidiomycota; Agaricomycetes; Agaricales; Pleurotaceae
Exons: 2
Coding region: 1-276 (91 amino acids)
Source: RefSeq, a predicted model, not a curated record